Molecule: messenger RNA, 2450 nt
Organism: Oryctolagus cuniculus (rabbit)
Lineage: Eukaryota; Metazoa; Chordata; Mammalia; Lagomorpha; Leporidae
Gene: GSR
Product: glutathione-disulfide reductase
Biological process (GO): cellular response to oxidative stress; glutathione metabolic process; cell redox homeostasis
Cellular component (GO): cytosol; mitochondrion
Molecular function (GO): flavin adenine dinucleotide binding; glutathione-disulfide reductase (NADPH) activity; NADP binding
Source: RefSeq, a predicted model, not a curated record
GGUGAGGCUGCGCCGGCCCGGGGUCCGCGGCCCCCGCCGCCGGGGACCCGCCCCCGGCCGCCACUUCCGCGUGCAUGGCCCUGCUGCCCCGGGCCGUGAGCGCGCGCGCGGGACCCGGCCGGCUGUGUGUGGCGCGCGCCGCCUCCCUCCUCCCGCCGCCUUUAAGCGGCCCCGCCGGGGCCCUGCGCGCCCUCAGCCGCGCCAUGGCGUGCGCACGGGAGCAGCGCCCGCCGCCGGCCGGCGUGACCGCAUACGACUACCUGGUGAUCGGGGGCGGCUCGGGCGGGCUGGCGAGCGCCCGGAGGGCGGCCGAGCUCGGCGCCAGGGCCGCCGUGGUGGAGAGCCACAAGCUGGGCGGCACUUGCGUGAAUGUCGGAUGUGUACCCAAAAAGGUGAUGUGGAACACGGCCAUGCACUCCGAGUUCAUGCACGAUCACGUUGACUAUGGCUUUCAGAGCUGUGAGGGUAAAUUCAACUGGCGUGUUAUAAAGGAAAAACGGGACGCCUACGUGAGUCGCCUGAAUACCAUCUAUCAGAACAACCUGACCAAGUCCCAUAUAGAUAUCAUCCAUGGCUACGCAGCCUUCACCAGUGAUCCAGAACCCACGGUAGAGGUCAAUGGAAACAAAUACACUGCUCCUCACAUCCUGAUUGCCACGGGCGGUGUGCCCUCACGUCCUCACGAGAGCCAGAUCCCUGGCGCCAGUCUCGGAAUAACCAGUGAUGGGUUUUUCGAGUUGGAAGAGCUGCCCAGGCGGAGCGUCGUCGUUGGAGCAGGCUACAUCGCUGUGGAGAUAGCAGGGAUCUUCUCGGCCCUGGGUUCUAAGACGUCGCUGAUGAUACGGCACGAUAAGGUGCUUAGAAACUUUGACUCACUGAUCAGUUCCAACUGCACGGAGGAGCUGGAGAACUCGGGCGUAGAGGUGCUGAAGCACUCCCAGGUUAAGGAAGUUAAACAGACUUCAUCGGGCUUGGAAGUCUGCAUGGUCACUGCGGCUCCUGGUAGGAAACCCACCUUCACCACAAUUCCAAAUGUUGACUGCCUGCUCUGGGCCAUCGGGCGGGACCCAAAUUCCAGCGGCCUGAAUUUGAACAAUGUGGGAAUCAAAACUGAUGACAAAGGGCACGUUGUAGUCGAUGAGUUCCAGAAUACCAACGUAAAAGGCAUCUACGCAGUCGGGGAUGUGUGUGGGAAAGCUCUUCUUACGCCAGUUGCAAUAGCUGCUGGCCGCAAACUUGCCCACAGACUUUUUGAAUGUAAAAAAGAUUCCAAGUUAGACUACGACAACAUCCCCACCGUGGUCUUCAGCCACCCUCCUAUUGGGACAGUGGGACUCACGGAAGAUGAAGCCAUUUAUAAAUACGGAAAAGAAAACGUGAAGACCUACUCAACCUCCUUUACCCCGAUGUAUCAUGCGGUUACCACCAGGAAAACAAAAUGCGUGAUGAAGAUGGUGUGUGCCAACCGAGAGGAGAAGGUGGUUGGGAUCCACAUGCAGGGAAUCGGGUGUGAUGAAAUGCUGCAGGGCUUUGCCGUUGCGGUCAAAAUGGGAGCAACAAAGGCGGACUUUGACAACACGGUGGCCAUUCACCCUACCUCUGCAGAAGAGCUGGUCACCCUGCGCUGAGCAGCCAGAGACGGGGGUGGCCAGUGGCCAGACCCGUGGGCCUUCCGCAAGGAACCAAAUCAUCACGUUUACUGACUCUUCCCGUUUGGUGUAUGUCUUUGUUUUUAAUCAGCAUCCUCUGAUAGUGGAAUUUUUUUUUUUUUUUUUUUUUUUUUUUUUUGUUAAGCAGUAGAAUCUAUUUAUGUAAUCAGAAAUGUAUUGUGUUAUCCAGGAUUGGUUUUCAUGUGAUCAUAUCUCACAGUCAUUAACAGUUUCACGUUUUUAUUGAUAGCCCUGUGCUGGAUUGUUGUUUUGUUUUGUUUUGUUUCAGCCUCUUCCCAGGUUUAAAAACUAUAUGAAGUACAAUCAAUUGAAUGUUCUUGAAUGAAUAUAACUUGCUAAUUUUCUAGGGGGAGAUGAUUCCACUUCCUGUGUAAGUAAUGCAAGCGCACAGAAUCUUUGUAUAAUUUUGAAGCCAGUACUGUGUUCUGCAUAUUGCAAGGCUGCUUCCGGGGUGUGACCUCUCUAAAAGCACAUAACACGAGGGCUACCACCCUUAUUUUAUUCUUCCUUUUGUUUUACGUGAUUAAAAUGGUGUGUAUUCUUUUUAGGAGAUGAAGUGCAUCAAACCUGGGAAAGAUUUAAGGAGCUGGUUAUACAUAUGGGGGGUGUUUUAGAAGUGGUUCUUGUUCUCAGAAGGUGGUGGAUUCAAAAAUCCUUUUCUCUGCUAAGAGUUCAGAAUGAGUAAUUGCAGUAUUUUUAUGUAUCCUUGUUGUUCUAUUCUUCUCUGAAAAUGAUUCCAAACAUUUGCAAAUAAAAUCACAGCCUUUUCUUCCUAUAAAA